UCACUCGCUUCCUCCGCUCAGCCAUCAGCAGCUACCGCCCAUGUCGGAGGCACCACGGAUGCCCGAGCAGCGGAGGGAGGAAACAAAAGAAGUUGUCGAGCCCGCGGCCCGUAAGGUUGAGGAAGAUGACGAGUACGAUGAAGAGGAGGAUGUAAAACGAGGUUCCGAGAACUCCCGGCACAAGGAGAACAGCAGUCCAAAUUCCAAGAGCACCAAUGGCAUUUCGAGUGGACCUGGCGGCGAGAAAUAAAUGCGACAGAUGAAAGGUUACGCCGCGGCUACAGCCGUUUCCAGGGGGAUGUCGUUUAGGUAUGCGAGUGUUGAGAUCUACGGAUGCCGAGUUGUAUGGGUGUGGUGGGGGUUGCUGCUCGCAAAAUUCUCGGGUAGCUAAAUGGAUGGGGAAUGUUUUUUUGUAGCAGGAGAAAUUUUGCCUGUGGGAGAGUGAAUUACCUAUGUUUUGUGUUUAUGCGGAUCUGUUGUCUAUGUCUGCUCAGUUAAAGUUCAGACGGUUGUUUAUUAUGCCUUCCCUUCGUCCUCCUCUUUUUCUUCUUCUUCCUUCAUUAUUCUUUCUUUUUCCUCCUCUUCUUUCUCUCUUGACCGCCCCGUCCAGAGAAGCGACGGCUCUUUUUUUCUUCUUUCUUCUUUCUUUUUUUUCUCGGUUCGCAAGUUAAUGUAGUGUUUUCCCCCCCCUCCCCCUCCUCCUGCUUCUGCUUCUGCUUCUAUUCUCUGCUUCUAUUCUUUUACGAAGUGUGUGUGGGGGUCAGCCGUGGAUUAUAAGUACUUUACUUUAGGGAAAACUUUUGAAAGGAGUGGGGAGGGAGCGGGAGGGAAGGGACGGGGAGAAGGGAGGGGAGUGGGGCAACGAAUGAGAUGACGGAUCACAACAAAGAAUUGCAAAGGGCUUACUGGCUGCUGGCUACUUACUGACUGUAUUGAAGGAGUUUAUUGGCUUGGUUUGUUUGGUUUUGCGUUUGGUUUUCUUUUUAGUAAUUGUACUUGUGCCUGAUUGUGCUCUCUUGUGCUACUGUGGGACUGGGCGACUGUGUAUAUUGAGAAAAGAAAAGAAAAGAAAAGAGAAGUGAAGCAUUGUUGAGGUUUUGGC
Molecule: messenger RNA, 1102 nt
Organism: Tricharina praecox
Lineage: Eukaryota; Fungi; Ascomycota; Pezizomycetes; Pezizales; Pyronemataceae
Exons: 1
Coding region: 453-671 (72 amino acids)
Source: RefSeq, a predicted model, not a curated record